Kwoniella botswanensis is the source of this 747-nucleotide messenger RNA. RefSeq lists its product as uncharacterized. The record is from RefSeq and is a predicted model, not a curated record. NCBI's taxonomy places the organism in Eukaryota, Fungi, Basidiomycota, Tremellomycetes, Tremellales, Cryptococcaceae. Gene Ontology annotation, biological process: regulation of DNA-templated transcription. Gene Ontology annotation, molecular function: DNA-binding transcription factor activity. The transcript has 3 exons. The coding region runs from base 1 to 747 and encodes 248 amino acids.
AUGACAAGGUAUGAGCCUCAGGGGACCGAUCCGACCAACGGGGCUGAUCCAGCGCCUAGCUUCAAUGAUGGCUCACUAGAUCAUAUUCAAUUCCCGCCCCUUUGGCUGGGUCCCGUAGCUCAUCUUCCUCAUGAACCAUACCAGCAAGUAUAUGAUACACUUCCCACAGUUGACAAGGUACUUUGUGAUAAUUCAGCUGGGACGAUGUGGGAAAAUUCUACUGCCUGGAACAAUCCAAUUGCAAGUGAUAAUGCCACUGCACUGGAUGAAACCCAGCCUCACUCUUCGACUGCUAUCGUCGACUCGCAUCGACCCAAAAUUCCCUCGAGCAGAGAUACCAGCCCUUUCUUGCAAAGUCCUUCUGCUCAGCCACAAAGCUUCGCUAAGAUGACUAGCGUCACGGGUAGACCCAAACCUGCCAGUAAGAAUACCACCAACAACACUCGUAAGUCCACUUAUUCUGCUGAGGAGCGAAAGCAAAGAAACAAAGAAGCCCAAAAGCGAUUACGAGACCGGAGGAACGAUUAUAUCAAAGGGCUGGAGAGCGGGAUCGCAGUUCACGAGAAGUUGAUCACCCAAGCUCGAGCUUCAUCCCAGCUGGCCACCUACGCGAGGAAUGCUGAACAAGGGAAAUAUUAUCAGCUUCAGGCUCUGUGCAUAGACAACUUUGGAUCUGAACAUGAGUUUACGGAUGAGGAGAGACAAUGGAUCGAGAGUGAAGCGAGAAAUGGCUACUAUCCUUCCUAG